Molecule: messenger RNA, 2344 nt
Organism: Antechinus flavipes (yellow-footed antechinus)
Lineage: Eukaryota; Metazoa; Chordata; Mammalia; Dasyuromorphia; Dasyuridae
Gene: BSPRY
Product: B-box and SPRY domain containing
Exons: 6
Coding region: 227-1552 (441 amino acids)
Molecular function (GO): protein binding
Source: RefSeq, a predicted model, not a curated record
CGGGCGAAACUGCAAGGGUCAAGAGUGUAGUUUUUUGGCCGGCGGUCCGUAACAGGGGGGCUGGGUGGAGCUCUCGGGGCUAGGGCCUUGAGGCCACAGCCUGCUGGGGGACGCGAAGGAGCUUUUCCCGUGGGAGGGGUUUUUCCCCCGAGGGUGGGCGGCCGGGGCGGGACUAGUCAGCCCCUGGUGUCACUCGGCUCGGCCCGAAUCCCGCAGCCCGGGGAGAAUGGGGCGGUCCCGAGGCUGGGCCCUAGGACGGGGCGGGUCGCGGGCACAGGGCCCGGGUCCCGCCCUCCCUCCGCCCUCGCCACCUGAGACAGGUGGAGUCGCCGGAGUGGCUGCAGGAGUCAUGUCCCAGAAGGAGCCGGACCUGGAGCUCGGGCCCCCGGCGGAGUCGGCGCCGCUUUGCCCGCUGCACUCCCAGGAGCUGAAAUGGUUCUGCAUAGCCGAGCGGCGGCUCGUGUGCGGAGGCUGCAAGGGGCCGGGGGGCCCGUGCCGCGAGCACCAAGUCCGGAGGGCCGAGGAGCGGGCUGAGGAGCUGCGGAACAAGAUAGUGGAUCAGUGUGAGAAGCUGCAGCUACAGAGCGCUGGUAUCACCAAAUACAUGGCUGAAGUCUUGCCUCGGAAAAACCAAAAUGCAGCGACCAUGGCCAGUGGGGCCCGUGAGGUGGUGAUCCAGCGGCUGGGCCUGGUGCGCACCGUGUGUGAGAGCGAGGAACAGCGGCUGCUGGAGCAGGUGCACGCGGAGGAGGAGCGGGCCCAUCAGAGCAUCCUGACCCAGCGGUCCCACUGGGCGGAGGCCUUGCAGAAGCUGGGCACCCUCCGCACCAAGCUCGUGGCUAUGCUCACCGACCUCGACGACCACAGCCUGAUUCAGUCAGAGCGGGAGAUUUUUGAGAGGACUGAAGAAGCUGAGGGAAUCUUGGAUCCCCAGGAAUCUGAGAAGUUAAAUUUUAAUCAGAAAUGUGUGCGGAGCCCAUUACUGACCCAGCUUUGGGCAUCAGCUGUUCUCUGCUGUCUGUCAGGUACUGAGGACAUUUGUGUGGAUGAGAGGACCAUCAGUCCCUUUCUCCAGCUGUCAGAGGAUAGGAAGACCCUUACCUUCAACCCCAAGAAGUCCAAGGCCUAUGCAGAUGGCCCAGAACGCUUUGACCACUGGCCCAACGCCCUGGCCUCCACCUCCUUCCAGAGUGGGCUCCAUGCCUGGAUGGUGAAUGUAGAGAAUAGCUGUGCUUACAAGGUGGGGGUCUCCUCGAGCCAGCUGCCUCGAAAGGGUUCUGGCAGCGAUACGCGCCUGGGCUACAACGCUUUCUCCUGGGUCUUCUCCCGCUAUGACCAGGAAUUUCGGUUCCUGCACUGUGGCCAGCACCAGCCUUUGGCCUUGUUGCGCUGUCCAGACCGUAUUGGGGUCUUGUUGGACUUGGCAGCAGGUGAGCUCUUGUUCUAUGAGCCCACCUCAGGUGCCCUCCUGUGCUCCCACCACACCCAGUUUGAGGGCCCCAUCUUUCCUGUCUUUGCUGUGGCUGACCAGAACAUCUCCAUUGUUCAAUGAUGGGCUCGAGGUUCCUUCUCCCUCCCCACCUUCUGGUGCCGGGUUUCCCCAUUGUGCAUGCUCAGUAGCCAUCACCUGAGGCACAUAGUGGUGGGAAGAUGGGACUGAGAUGGGUUUGCAGUCUAAGUUCUACCUCUCAGAUACUCGUGGAUGUUGGUGAGGAGCCCUCGCCCCUCUAUGUCGCAGGUCUCUUUUCCUUCUAUUCUUUAAGUACCUGAUAUGGGAGGACUAGGAAAGGUGAUUAAGGCAAGCAGUGGAAAGAAAACUGGACAGGGAGUCAAAACGCCUGGGGUCUGGUCUUGGCUCUCCCACCAACUUAUUUUGAGAUUCUGAACAAGUUGUUUGAUCUCUUUGGACAUCAGUUUCCUCAUUUGUGAGGGCAGAUGAGCUGAGCGAGCACUCGCUCUCACAUUCCAUGUACAGAAUUCCCUGGCAAUUACUGUUUCCAGUUCCCUUGGCUGCCAAGUCUGUGUUUCUAACUCUUUUCUUCUGUUUGGCAACCCCCAGGGUCCGCUCUCUUGCCUUCUGGGAUACAGGGUACUCCUUAGACUGCUCCAUCCUAGGCUCAGUUAAGCAGGCUCUCUACCAGGUGCUAACUUUAGCUGGAGUUCUGGGCCAGUUUUGUGAAAGUUUCUGGUAGCUACCUAUUCUCUAAGGCUAGGGUUUGAGCACAUGAACCUUGAGCAGAGGAUGGAAGCAUGGAUGCCUGAUGGCAGGGUAGACUCAUGAUGAGGUGCCUGGCUGUGGGAAACAUUUAAAUUAUUAAAAGAUUUUGGGAAAAAAAAAGUUAAA